Molecule: messenger RNA, 1020 nt
Organism: Batrachochytrium dendrobatidis JAM81
Lineage: Eukaryota; Fungi; Chytridiomycota; Chytridiomycetes; Rhizophydiales
Product: tRNA N6-adenosine threonylcarbamoyltransferase
Exons: 8
Coding region: 1-1020 (339 amino acids)
Biological process (GO): tRNA threonylcarbamoyladenosine modification
Cellular component (GO): EKC/KEOPS complex; cytoplasm
Source: RefSeq, a predicted model, not a curated record
AUGAUUGCAAUUGGAUUUGAGGGUUCGGCAAACAAGAUUGGUAUUGGCAUCAUUGAGCACAAGUUGGAUGGGGAAACCAUUGUAUUGGCAAAUGUACGACAUACAUACAUCACUCCACCUGGACAAGGAUUUUUACCAAAAGACACUGCAAUUCAUCAUCGUCAGCAUGUACUUCCACUUGUUAAGCAGGCUUUGAAGGAUGCAGCAAUCAGUCCAUCUGAAAUUGAUUGUAUAUGUUAUACAAAAGGACCAGGAAUGGCAGCACCAUUGAUAUCUGUGGCAAUUGCUGCCCGUACACUGUCAUUGCUAUGGGGGAAACCUCUUGUUGCAGUCAAUCAUUGCAUUGGACAUAUUGAAAUGGGCCGUAUGAUUACUGGAGCAGUCAAUCCUAUUGUGUUGUAUGUGAGUGGUGGAAAUACCCAAGUUAUCGCAUAUUCAGAACAGAGAUAUCGAAUAUUUGGUGAAGCCAUAGAUAUUGCUGUUGGAAACUGUCUAGAUCGGUUUGCAAGAAUUGUGAAUUUAUCCAACGAUCCCAGUCCUGGAUACAAUGUGGAGCAAUGUGCCAAAAGAGGGAAAAACUUUAUCGAGUUGCCUUAUGGAGUCAAAGGAAUGGACGUUUCAUUUUCAGGAAUCUUGUCAUUUAUUGAAACCAUCGCAAAAGAGAAACUCGACACUGGCGAAGUGACUGUAGAUGAUUUAUGCUUUUCUUUACAAGAGACGCUAUUUGCCAUGCUGGUGGAGAUUACCGAGCGUGCCAUGGCUCAUAUUGGAUCUCAAGAAGUGCUGAUUGUUGGCGGAGUUGGAUGCAAUGCUAGACUGCAGCAGAUGAUGGAAAGUAUGACCAAAGAUCGUGGCGGACAUUUAUUUGCCACGGAUGAAAGAUUCUGUAUCGACAAUGGACUCAUGAUUGCACAAGCUGGUGUGUUGAUGUAUAAGGCUGGAUAUACGACUCCACUAGAACAAACAACAUGCACUCAGAGGUUUCGAACAGAUGAAGUGCAUGUUAUAUGGAGAGACUAG